Molecule: messenger RNA, 258 nt
Organism: Peronospora matthiolae
Lineage: Eukaryota; Oomycota; Peronosporomycetes; Peronosporales; Peronosporaceae
Source: the annotation of a GenBank genome assembly
AUGCAGUCGGUAAGACUUGAUGCCGUGUCGGGCUUUGAACCUCGAAACCCACGAAAGCGAGAGCGUUGUCGAUACACCUGCGUCCUCGAGCAGUUGAUUGGCCUUCUGGUGGAGGACGAAGUCGGUCAACGUGACUUUCCUUUGAGUGUCGAGCACGAAAUGGGACAGCGUAUUCUCCAACUCGGCAUGUCUGCCCUUCUGCUGCCGUUUGGCUCUCGGAUUGAGGGUACCGUGAUGUUCCGCUCAGAAUCCUGCUGA